GCACAUGCAAUGAGACAUACAUGCAGAAAGGACCAUGCCAAAGACACAUUCAUAGUCUUGUUAUGAAGAACCGUCUCACUUUAUAUUUACUGCCAAUUCUGGCUCUAGCAAGUUUGCCCGUCACGAUAGGUGAGCCAGGUUCUCUCCGUCCGGUGCUGUCUGGCCCUGACAGAGCCUACCUCAACACCAGGGUGGUCUUCCGCUGUUCUGCCCCCGGCUUGUCCUCUCGGGUCGCCUACAAGCUGAUAAGGGAUCGUCGUUUCCAGGUCGCCACAGAAGUCAGCCACAAAGGGGACCAACCUACAGCGUUUCCCCUGAAAGUCACCGCAGCUUCAGGCGGCUCAUAUCAGUGCAGGGCGUUUGCUGGACGAAAAUCGGGACUCAGCAACAGGAUCAAGCUGACUGUAGUCACUCCGCCAUCAAACACAAGAGUGACCUCUGAGCCCUUUCCGCCGGUUGCCUACGAGGGGUCAAGAAUCGUCAUGAGCUGCGACGCUGAGCGAGGUUCCGACCUUAAGUACACCUGGCACCGCAACAGGAAGGAAGUGACCUCAUCGACCGCUGGAUUCGUUAUCGCUGAGAACAAACUUGUGAUGGAGGAGGUGACUCUGGACCAGGAGGGAAGCUAUAGCUGCGUCGCUUGGUCUGUGGUGCGAGACAUCAGUAGGUAUUCAACCAGCGCAGAGGUCAAGGUGACAGUCAAAGUCAAGAUCUCAAAACCGGAAAUUUCCAUCUCCGUUUUCAAAGACGGGGAGAAUUACCAUGGAAAUGUAACCUGCCGGUCCUCAAGAGGAAGUCCGCCUGUGAGCUUCUCUCUGCUACUGGACGACAGGGAGGUGAGGUCUGCCAAAGCUGCAGAGUCCCUCGCCGCCUGGUUCGAUGUUCCUGUUGUGAUCGGGCUGAACAUGGGAGAGGCCCGAUGCCGAGGGAGAACGGAGGUGCAGGACCUGAAGAGCGAGGCCCUCGCUCUGCAAGUAGUCCCGGUCGGGGCGGACGUGAGAGUGGAAGUGGACUAUCUGUACAGCGCCGAGGCCACGCUGACCGCUGCCAGGCUGAGCUGUCGCAUCAGCAGAGGGACGUUCCCGCUCUUCUCCUGGCUCCUCAACGACUCCGUUCUUCUGCCCGAGGAGAUUCAAACUCAGGCUGUCCUGUCCCACCAAAGAAAAGUCCUCUUCCUCCCUCAGCUGAGCGCAGAGGAUUCUGGGUCUUACCGCUGCAGGGCCAGAGACAGCUACGAGGACUCUGGGCCCUGGGCCGAAAGCGCCGCUGUACUUGUCCGAAUCACCGAGGAAAACCGCAACUCGAUGGCUCAAGCAUCACUCUGCAGUGAAACUUCACAAAAGUUUCUUACUGAAGUUAUCACCUUAGUGUUCUGCUGCUUCUUCCUGCUGAUGCUGGCAGUGGCCUCCGCCUGUCUGUUCAAGAUGCUUGACCUCUCCGCAGCUCCUACCAAUGUUUCUGCAGCUAACACAAUGCCAUUUCAUCUCUCUGAGCCGGAGUCUGAGACGGACACUUUGUCCCGUCAUGUCCAGAACCAGACCGCUGAAAUCACAGUAUGAAAACAUCCCAGAAGAUCCUGAUUCAUGCUAAUUAUUAUGUAUUUAUGAAGUAACCAACUUUCUGUUUUCAAUAAUCUGAUAUGUUUUAUAAAAUGUUCUAAGAGUGGGCUAUUCCUGUAUAAAGAGUGAUAAAAUGUGUCGAACCACUACUGUACUUUGUAAUUUUGCAAAUAAAUUCUAAAGACGUAAACA
Gambusia affinis (western mosquitofish) is the source of this 1751-nucleotide messenger RNA. RefSeq names its product Fc receptor-like protein 5. Gene Ontology annotation, biological process: cell surface receptor signaling pathway. NCBI's taxonomy places the organism in Eukaryota, Metazoa, Chordata, Actinopteri, Cyprinodontiformes, Poeciliidae. Gene Ontology annotation, molecular function: transmembrane signaling receptor activity. The record is from RefSeq and is a predicted model, not a curated record. The coding region runs from base 21 to 1559 and encodes 512 amino acids. The transcript has 11 exons.